Molecule: messenger RNA, 1152 nt
Organism: Monoraphidium neglectum
Lineage: Eukaryota; Viridiplantae; Chlorophyta; Chlorophyceae; Sphaeropleales; Selenastraceae
Exons: 2
Coding region: 1-1152 (383 amino acids)
Biological process (GO): protein dephosphorylation
Cellular component (GO): cytosol; nucleus
Molecular function (GO): protein serine/threonine phosphatase activity
Source: RefSeq, a predicted model, not a curated record
AUGGAGGACCGCAUGACGGCGUGUGACGUCACCGCGCUGCCGGCUUUUGCGCCGUUCAGACGCGCCGGCUUCUUCGCUGUGUACGACGGCCACUCGGGCCCGGAAGCUGCCGAGUACCUGCAGCAGCACCUGCUGCUCCACCUGCAGGCACACCUCCUGUCUGGCCUCGCGGCCGCCGGCGCCGCAGAGGCCGAUGAGAGGGCCGACGGCGAAGGGAUCGGCGGCGUAGUACCCAACCGCCCCCGCCCCGGCGCGGGCGUGCCGCCGUCGGUCCCCGGCGCCGCGCUGGCCGGCGCGGUGCAGCAGGCCGAAGAGGAGAUCCUGUCGCGCUUCAAGGCGGCCUGCUGCAACGCGGGCAGCACCCUGCUGGCCGCGCUGCUGCUGGACGACAGGCUCCACGUGGCCAACGUGGGCGACAGCCGCGCGGUGCUGGCGCGCAAGGCGGACUUUGUCCAGAUCACGACGGACCACAAGCCCUGCGACGAGGCUGAGGCGCGGCGCAUCGCGCGCGAGCAUGCACUCGGCGCGUCGUUCGGGGGCGGCGCGCUCGGCGGAGCCGCCGCCGCCGCGGCAGCGGCGGCGGCUGCGGAGGUGGACGGGAGCGACGGCGGCGGCAGCUGCUGCGGCGACGACGACGGCGGCGGCUGCGGCUGCUUCGACGCGCCGGGCAGCCCUGUGGUGACGUCGGACGGGUACCUUUACGGGGAGCUCGCGGUGGCACGCGCCAUAGGCAGCCAGCACCUGAAGCUUGACCCCACAAAGCGCGCCUUCACCCACAUGCCCGACAUCCAUACUGUCAUCCUAUCCAAGGAUGACGACAUCUUGCUGCUCGCUACUGAUGGCCUGUGGGACAAGGUCGACAACUCCGAGGCCGUCGCGGCCGCGCGCCGCUGCAUGGCGCGCGACGGCGACGCGGGCGCCGCGGCGCGCGCGCUGGUCGACCGGGCCGUGCGGCAGAGCAGCACCGACAACAUAUCGGUGGUCGUGGUGCGGCUGCACGACCGGGGCAUCUCGCUGCCCCACACCAACAGCAUGCUGUUCCGGCGGCCGCAGGAGCCGUCCUCCUCAGCCUCCUCGCGCCCGGCGACGCCGGGCAGCAGGGGCUGCCCAGCGGCGGGCGGCCUGAUGGCGCGCGGCGAGGCGCCCUUCUGA